GCGCCCGCCUGGGUGGGUGGGGCGGGGAGGGUACCUGAGGUCACCUGCUCCGCGCGAGAGGCAGAGGCGGCCACGGCGGUGGCAGAACUGCAGAGCUGCGGGGUCCAUCUGACUCUUACCCUCAGCCCGGGAAGUAACCAAUGUGAAACAUGUUGCAGAAACAUCCAAGAAGUGGCUGAAGGGGAAAGGAAAAAAGUGCCACAGCCUAUCAGAAAAAAACAAAAGAAAACAUGGGAAAUACAACCACCAAAUUCCGUAAAGCACUCAUCAAUGGUGAUGAAAACCUGGCCUGCCAAAUUUAUGAAAACAACCCUCAGCUGAAAGAAUCUCUUGAUCCAAAUACAUCUUAUGGGGAGCCCUACCAGCACAAUACUCCAUUACACUAUGCUGCUAGACACGGAAUGAAUAGAAUACUAGGGACUUUUCUUUUUGGUAGAGAUGGAAAUCCAAAUAAACGGAAUGUGCACAAUGAAACGUCUAUGCAUUUGUUAUGUAUGGGACCUCAAAUUAUGAUAUCUGAAGGCGCCCUUCAUCCUCGCUUAGCACGGCCCGCAGAAGAUGAUUUCAGAAGAGCAGAUUGUCUGCAGAUGAUCUUAAGGUGGAAAGGAGCAAAACUUGACCAAGGAGAAUAUGAGAGAGCAGCUAUUGAUGCCGUUGAUAACAAAAAAAACACACCCCUGCACUAUGCCGCUGCCUCAGGGAUGAAAACCUGUGUCGAGCUUUUAGUAAAACAUGGAGGAGAUUUAUUUGCCGAGAAUGAAAAUAAAGAUACUCCUUGUGAUUGUGCUGAAAAGCAACACCACAAAGAUUUGGCUCUCAAUCUGGAAUCACAAAUGGUGUUCUCACGAGAUCCCGAAGCUGAAGAAAUAGAAGCUGAAUAUGCUGCAUUAGACAAACGAGAGCCAUAUGAAGGAUUACGGCCUCAGGACCUUCGUAGAUUGAAAGAUAUGCUUAUCGUGGAGACAGCAGACAUGCUUCAGGCUCCACUGUUUACUGCUGAAGCUUUACUUCGAGCUCAUGACUGGGACAGGGAGAAAUUACUUGAAGCUUGGAUGUCCAACCCAGAGAACUGCUGCCAACGAUCAGGUGUUCAGAUGCCAACUCCACCGCCAAGUGGAUAUAAUGCCUGGGACACACUCCCUUCCCCAAGAACUCCAAGGACUACACGUUCUUCUGUCACCUCUCCAGAUGAAAUAAGUUUGUCUCCUGGAGAUUUGGACACCAGUUUGUGUGACAUUUGUAUGUGCAGUAUUUCAGUAUUUGAAGACCCAGUGGAUAUGCCCUGUGGACAUGACUUUUGUAGAGGUUGUUGGGAGUCGUUUUUGAAUCUGAAAAUUCAAGAGGGUGAAGCUCACAACAUUUUCUGUCCUGCAUAUGAUUGCUUCCAACUUGUGCCUGUGGAUAUCAUAGAAAGUGUAGUUUCUAAGGAGAUGGACAAACGAUAUCUACAGUUUGAUAUUAAGGCCUUCGUUGAAAAUAAUCCUGCCAUUAAAUGGUGUCCUACUCCAGGUUGUGAAAGAGCAGUCAGACUUACAAAACAAGGGUCAAAUACAUCUGGGUCUGAUACACUCAGCUUUCCCUUGCUCAGAGCUCCUGCUGUGGACUGUGGAAAAGGACACCUCUUUUGCUGGGAGUGCCUUGGUGAAGCACAUGAGCCUUGUGACUGCCAAACAUGGAAAAAUUGGCUACAAAAAAUAACUGAAAUGAAACCAGAAGAACUUGUAGGAGUUAGUGAAGCUUAUGAGGAUGCUGCCAAUUGUCUCUGGCUGUUGACUAACUCUAAGCCUUGUGCUAACUGUAAGUCUCCGAUACAGAAGAAUGAGGGAUGCAAUCACAUGCAGUGUGCUAAGUGCAAGUAUGACUUUUGCUGGAUUUGCCUAGAAGAAUGGAAAAAGCAUAGUUCUUCCACAGGAGGUUAUUACAGAUGUACUCGCUAUGAAGUCAUUCAGCAUGUGGAGGAGCAAUCCAAGGAAAUGACUGUGGAGGCUGAGAAAAAACACAAACGAUUUCAGGAACUUGACAGAUUUAUGCACUAUUACACAAGAUUUAAAAACCAUGAGCAUAGCUAUCAGUUAGAACAACGCCUUCUUAAAACAGCCAAAGAAAAGAUGGAGCAAUUGAGUAGAGCUCUCAAAGAAACUGAAGGAGGCUGUCCAGAUACCACUUUCAUUGAAGAUGCAGUUCAUGUGCUCUUAAAAACUCGACGCAUUCUCAAGUGUUCUUAUCCAUAUGGAUUUUUCUUAGAACCUAAAAGCACAAAGAAAGAAAUUUUUGAACUCAUGCAAACAGACCUAGAAAUGGUCACCGAAGACCUUGCCCAAAAAGUCAAUAGGCCUUACCUUCGCACACCCCGCCACAAAAUCAUCAAGGCAGCGUGCCUUGUACAGCAGAAGAGACAAGAAUUCCUGGCAUCUGUGGCUCGGGGAGUUGCUCCUGCAGACUCACCAGAAGCUCCUAGGCGCAGCUUUGCUGGUGGAACAUGGGAUUGGGAAUAUUUAGGAUUUGCAUCACCUGAGGAAUAUGCUGAAUUUCAGUACCGGAGGAGGCACAGACAGCAGCGCCGUCGAGGAGAUGUGCACAGUCUGCUCAGUAGCCCUCCGGACCCUGAGGAGCCGAGUGAGAGCACUUUAGACAUCCCGGAUGGUGGCAGUGGCCGCAGGCCUGGUGCCUCGGUGGUGAGCUCCGCGUCUAUGAGCGUGCUGCAUAGCUCUUCCCUACGCGACUACACCCCUGCCAGUCGCUCUGAAAACCAGGACUCUCUUCAGGCUCUGAGUUCCUUGGAUGAAGAUGAUCCCAAUAUACUUCUUGCAAUACAGUUAUCACUGCAAGAAUCCGGGCUGGCCAUUGAUGAGGAAAAUAGAGACCUCCUCAGUAAUGAGGCAUCCUUAGGAGCUAUAGGCACCUCUUUACCUUCCAGGCUAGACUCGGUCCCCAGGAACACAGAUAGCCCUCGGGCAGCAUUGAGCAGCUCUGAGCUGUUGGAACUUGGUGACAGCCUCAUGAGAUUAGGAACAGAAAGUGACCCAUUUUCAACUGACACUCUGAGUUCACACCCUCUCAGUGAGGCAAGAAGUGAAUUCUAUCCCUCGUCCAGUGACCCCGACUCAGCUGGCCAGGACGCCAACAUCAAUGACAAUCUCCUUGGCAAUAUCAUGGCUUGGUUUCAUGACAUGAACCCUCAGAGUAUUGCCCUGAUUCCUCCAGCAGCUACAGAAAUCAGUGCAGAUUCUCAGCUUCCCUGUGUCAAAGAUGAGUCAGAAGGUGUAAGGGAUAUGGAACUCUUGCCACCAGAAGAAGAUUCAGUGUUUGAAGAUGUGAUCAGUGAAGGUAGAGGAACCCAAAUAGAAGAAGCAAAUCCUUUGGAAGAAAAUACUCUGGCUGGGGAGGCCACAUCUGUAGCUGGCAAUAGUGGUAAUGAGGCAGCCAACAAGGGGGAUGGUUCAGAUGUUUCAAGUCAAACACCUCAAACCUCCAGUGACUGGCUUGAACAAGUCCAUUUAGUGUGAACUGCAGACCUCUGGGCUCUAAAUGAGUCACAGGUACAGAUGGGAUUCUAGUGGAGGAUGCUUUAUAGAGACUUGACCAACUCAAUUCCAACUCCAUUUUAAACCACUGACAUUAGGUUGAAUAUGAAGGAGUUCCCUUGAACGGUAGCUUCAUGUCUGAUUUUAACCUUACGGAGAAUUUCUUGGGUAUUUAAUGGGAUAGCUUUUCCCUUUUGUACUGACAAGAAGAGUAAGAGAAACACAAAUGGAAUGAGUAGGCUAGAUUCCACAUUCUGAGAAAGUGCAGUCCUCUGUUUAGCCUAAGGUUGGCAAUACUUAAAUUGAACGUUUAAAUUAAAGGCUUACUCCCUAAGCCUUGGGUGGUUUUUCCUCUUUUAAAGAAAAAAGUUUUCUUCAUUUUAGAAGUUAUUUUGGACAGAUCUAAUAACAUUCGUUCCUCGGUCUGUUUGUGCUCUUCCAUCACCUUCUUCCUUUCUGUGUAAGCAGUAUGAACUGAGGUAUCCAAGGCUUCUCCUUAGUGCUACAUCUACCACAGUGUAGUUUCAUAGUCACAUGAAUCAAAGAUUUCUUGUCACGUCUAUUACAGUCCACUUGUGCCAAACCGACUCAUGCGCUAACAAGGCGUGUAGGCGUGCAGUGUCCUGGAGGGCUCCAGAGGAGUCUCGGCCUUCCCGGGAGUUAAAGGUGCCACUUGGUAGCAGUGAUAUUCCAGAAUUGAAUGGGCUUUUGUUGCCAUGGAGACUGCAUUUAAAUAAAUGUAGCCUGUAGCUUAAGUUAACUAAACCUAAUGCUGCUGUUAAAAACAGUUUAUUUUAAUAUUAAAAUACAGUUGAUUAGCAACAGCGGUGCUGUAUUUUAAGAGACACUUUAUUGGAAGUGCAAUCAUAGUUCUUUGUUUUCACACUUUUACAGUGCAUUCUAAUUACUAAUGGGUGCAAUUACUUUUAAUGGUAAGUGUUUUAUAAAAUAGAAAAAACCGUGGAGUUUUCAUGAGUUAUAGUACAUCCCACAAUUAUUAAAAAAUUCAAUAAAACAUCCUGCGCAACAUGUUACCGUGCCUUUGCCUAACUAAAUGGAUAGUUGCCAGUUAAAUAAGUGAGUAAUUCAAAUUUCAGUGUCUCUUCUGAAGUAACUAUGCUAUGAAUUGCAAAGACCUCCAUAAAACCACCCAUGGCCUUGCCUUUACAGUAAAUAUAACAACUAAAUGUUCAAACAGUUUGUUUGCCUAAUAGCAAAUGCUGAUGUGUUUGUUCUAUUGCACAAUACUCAUUUGCUGUGUGAUUACUGUUUAGUGUUGAAAAAAAUCAACUUCCUAGUUAUCAGUGUCUUACUGUGAAGAAAAUACUGGUCAUAGUUGUAAUUAAGAUACAAUGGUACAGUGUGUAAUUAAAACUAGAGUAAACUGUUGGAAUGGCUGUUUUACUUAUGUAUUAUCGAAACUAGCAUAAGACAAACAAAAUAGAUAUGCAACACUCCAUUUAAUGUUUUGCCAGAUUCUUACCAGAAAUCUACAGAUACCAAAAUUUCGGUACUGAACGUGUACAGGCAAGUCCUGGGCUGGGUAAAAGGUUAUAUUAUUAUUGAUAUCCAUGUGAGUUGUGAUUACGGUUUUUGAUUAAUUUUUUUUUCCUCUAGAACCUGCUUUUGAAAUUCUUGUCCUUCGAAUUCAUAUGGCUAGAACAUUAUAUUAGAAUACUUAAUAUUCCCCAGGUUCCCUUGGAAUAAAUUAUGUGUGAAUUGCUCCUGUGCCAUGGAUAUCAAAGGUCCACAUUAGCUUUUAUUUCCCCAGUUACCAGAAACAUUGAUAUCAAUCCCCAUUAAACUAUUGGGGAAAAUAUUAACUUUGUCUACAGUGUAUUACUGUAUAUUAAACUGAAACAGUCCAUUAAAGGAUUUUUUUACAAAUUUAUUUUGGAUUAAAUAUAAUCGACACCAAUCAGUUUUUAGACCAAGUUGUAAUUUUUCAAUAGGAAGAGUCUUUGUAUCACAUCGAGACGUCUUGCAAAGCUGCAAUAAGGUGAGAAAGAGUGGUCUGUGUGGAGACCUGUGGAGACAGUGUAUGUGAUGGGUUCCAGCUCCUUGCACCUUGUGCAGCACCCUUCGUUUCUGUGCUGUUAUCUCCGGAGCAUGAAAAAUGAUCAUUAUUCAAUUUGUAUUUCCUUGGUACAUAUUUUAAAAACAACACAGUCAUUGACUUUACAAUUCAGAAAUAAAGUUUGGCAAAGCCUAUUUUGUAAACAAGUUAAUUUUAUAAUGUUAAAAAAAAAAAUACUCUAACCUUGACUUGUUAUUUGCACUUUCAUAGUCUAUACUUGAUACAUUCCCACUUUAUAUACAGUAGGAUUCUACAAACGUGUAGAUGUUUGGCCAAAUGAAUGCUGUUAAUAAUAUGUAAAAUUCUUUGAUUAAACAUUUAUUACUUAAACCACUUCACUUUUGUCUCAUUACAUUAUAGACUUUGUUUUAACCAAGUCAGGAAGCUGAUUUUCUUCAAAUUAAAUUCCCUCCAAUAAAUGGGAUUAAUUUGGUUCUUAAAUGUAAUUGAUUAGUGCCUAAUAUUUUUUUACCCCCGCCCUCUUCCUCAGUAUUUUAUACCCCAAAGAUAAACUCUAGAACACUGCAUGACAAUGUGUUAAAACGUUGUGACUUCAGCACUCCUUUUAUUUGCAUCACUGCAGCUUUCAGGAGAAAAGUGUUACGAUUUUUCCUUGAACUCUCCCAAUAGAAACACAGAAAAAGAUAGAAUUUUAAGGUAUUUUGUGAAUAGAACAGGAAGAAUUUUGUAUGCCAUAUGCAUAGAAGCACCACCAUUUUAUUAUUCUGUCCCUUCUGAGUUACCAAAACAGCCCUGUGCAUCUGAACUUCAGAUUUCACGGAGUCUGCCAGUGAUAACCACUUAGUCAUGUCGUUGUAUUUAAUGCUUUUCAUUCUGUGGAUCUGAAACUUAACCGCUAAUGUCCAUCUGCUGAAUUAUUCUUCAGAUGUUGUUUACUGCAGCCACUGAUCUCAUUUUUGUUCUCCAUUUAGUCCUCAAAUAUUGUUGUUUACCUGUCAUGAAUUAAAACCUGAGACUUAACGGAAGUUUGCUUGUAAUCUUAAAAGUUAUAGUUAGUGUAUCUCUGAAGAGUAGAAUCUUGGAAUCUAAAUAACAGAUUUGGGGAGUAUUUCUUAAGGCUGAAAUAAAAACUCUCUAGGGAAAAAAAAUUGUCAUGUGCUCUGCACUGGAGCUGAAUGGUAUUAUCUCAGCAUUGGGCCAUCAGGAUAAUCACUGGGUCUUCUUCUUAGCAACAAUAUGUUACUGCCUUGUCACCCAUCACCCUCUCACCACAAUAGGUAGGUUUCUUUCUAGAAAAAUAGAAGUGGCUCUUUCUAGAUUACUGAGUGACCAUCAUUAUUUUUGGAAUGGGCAGUCAUCGUGGUUAUUAAAGAAAGAUGAACCAGAAAAAUUCUCUUUAGCUCUCUGUUCCACUUAGGACUGACAGGUGGCUGACAAACUGUGAGUGGUGGGCAAACUUUUGAAGGGCUUAUCCUUCAGUCUUUGAAACUGUAGCAUGAAGAUAUUCUAGAUUGAGCUGUAUGUCAUUUUGUAGCCAGCUAUUGCACAAGGGCCUAAAGUGCACAAGGCCUCAGUUUACAGAGAGCAUGAGAGAUACAUACAUGAAAGGAGGAACGACACAAUAUAGGAAAGGCUAAUUGUCAGACAAGACAGUCUAGUUCUCUUGCACCUCUUCUGCGCCCACACACUUUGCUGGGUGUCCCAAGACUGCAAGGCCUGACAGCCGUUUUGCCUGGGUAUUUCUCAGGAUUUAUGUAGUUAGUAACCUUGAGGACAGGGAGCAGGUAUGCUAUAAAAGCAGUAGAUUCCUCACCGUCAGUAUUUCUCAGUUGCAUGCUUGGCAUCCAUCUGGACCCAUUGGAACUAGGGACAAGGGGAACUGUCACAAACAUGCCAAUGUUCAUUCUGCAGGCUGUGUCAUGAGUGCUAAAUAAGAUCCUUGGCCUCUGACCCAAGAGUCUUGUCUUCUGUCCACAUCUAUGAUGCUAUGACAGGCCAGCUUACUUACGGGUUCUUACUGAUAGGGUAAAAUCAAAUCCCAGGCCUGACAGUUUUGGCAAUGGAGAUGGAAUGCUAACAGAGACGUGAUUUUUCUGGAAGGAACCAUGGGUCAGAUAUGGGAAUAUAAGACUCCCUGGAAUCUGUGUAUGCUCUCUCGAAGUGACAGAUGAGGGUUAAUGCAGAGAGGAAGGAUUCCCACUGUCCUGCUUAUUACUGAAUGGAAGUUGAGCCAGUGUUUAAAGGCUUUGCCAAAAAAGCAAGGACUGAAACAAGCUGGCCAAAUGGUGCCUUAGUGGUUGGUGACUCCUGCAGGCAGGCAGAGGAAGGAAUAUUUUCAUGACAAGGAAUCAGCAGUUCCUGUGACUAUCUGAAAGGCAGAUAUAGUUCCAGAGUCAAGGAUCCCCAAACAGAAAAUAAAUGGUAUCAGUGAUAAGAACCUUGCUUUUUGAUUGAGAGCUUUGGAUGGACCAAAAGUUUAAAAGUGCGUUUGGUUGGGCUGCAAGCAAUCGUGGCACUGUUCACAUGCGAAAGUGCACGCGGGGCAGGUGGCCCUCACAGCUGGCAAUGAUGACAAGGUGCUAAGUGCUGGAGUGACAGAGGUGCUGGGUGGGGGUGGAGAAGAAAGAAGCCCCUGAGCCCUGGUUCUCUCUGGAUGCUGACGGGCAUCACCCCUGCCAUGGAACAGUUAAGUUCCCUCCCCACAGGCUAGCGUCCCCCCACCUCCUCAUUUUUCCCCUCCUUCUUGGUUAGGGGAUAACAGGACCUGGGACCCAUAUGCCACCUGCUGUAGCUCCGGACCCACACAUUAUAUACUCCUCAGCUGGGAAAGGACGAGCUCCGCAGCAGAGAAGGUGGGCUUCCCUUGUGAGUGGGGCCCUGUGGGUGACUUAGUGUAAUGUCACAGCUUCCAAAUCUGAAUGUCUAUUGGAACUGAUGUGUUACAUGCCCAGAAGUACCCAUCUCAUAAUUUUCAUGGGAUUUCUCCCAUUCAAGGAUUGUCAUAUGUAGAGAAGUGACAGUGGGGCAUGUAAAUCACUCUCCAAUUAGCCUCCUUGUCCUCUCCUCUCCUGUGGUCCAGCGGAAACAAUAAAGAACCCAGGAGAAGAAAGAGAACACACUCCUUUGGUUAAAGUACUCGGGCCAUUUCCCAGCACAACAUUGCCACCUGUCUGAAGCAGGCACCAAGUACACCCAUUUUGUAGAAAUUUCGCUAUUAACUGCCUCCUAGACUCUCGUUGAAACUGAAUCCCUGACCCAUGGAGGCCUUGUGACUCACUGAUAGGACAACUCCAAUUUGGAGUGAGUCAACUGUACUUAGAAACUGUUAACCUGGGCCCAGCAGGCAUUGCAAGUCAAAUAGAAAUGUUAGAAGAGGUAUAUUUGAGAGUGCAGCUAGCCUGACCACAGCAGUAAGUAUCUCAAUUUACAUGAAAAAAAAUUAGAAGCUACCCCUUCAGGAGAUAUUUUGAGCCCAACUUGAAGCAAGGUCACUGGCUUAGUUGGGGGAGUUGAGGUCUCAGUUGACAGAAUGCCUGCGCUCCAUUCAAUUGCUUGGCAGCAAUUUCUACCAAGUCCCAGCAAAAUUUUCUUGUAAGCUAUAGAGAACACAAUUCUAAAAUUUAUAUGGAAAGGCAAAGGAACUAAAAUAGCUAAAAACUAUUUUGAAAAAAAUUAAGUGGGAAGAAUCGUUCUCAUUUUCAAGACUACAGUAGUCAAGACUGUGAUACUGGUGGAAGGAUAGACACAUAGAUCUACAGAAGAUGGAGAAACAAAAUCAGCCCCACACAGGUGUCAUCAAUUGAUUUUGACAAAGGUACAAAAAAUAAAUGAAGGAUAGUUUUUUCAACAAAUGAUGCUGGAAUAAUUGGUUUUAAAAUGGGCAAAAAUAUGAAUGACUACCUAAAUCUCACACUACAUAAAAUGUAAAAUGGAUCACAAAUUUAAAUGUAAAGAUAAAGCUUUCAGGAAGUAAAAAACAUAGUAGAAAAUCUUCAUGAUCCAGAUUAAGCAAAGAAUUCUACCACUUGAUACCAAAAGCAUGAUCCAUAAAAGAAAACAUUGAUAAAUUGGACUUCAUCAAAAUUUAGCACUUUGCAAAAGACCCUUGCAAAGGCGAAAAGCUCCAGACAGAAGAUUUGCAAACCACGAAUCUAGAAUAUAUAAAGAACCCUCAAAAUUCGACGGUACAAAGACAAUCCAGUCUAAAAUGGACAAAAAACAUGAAGAGACAUUUUCCCGAAGAAGAUAAUGUGACUAACAAAUGAGCACGUGAAAAAUUCAACGUCACUAUCCACCAGGAAAUACGAAUUUAAAAUCACAGUAAGACACGCCACGUGCCUAUAAAACAGGCUAAAAUAAAUAGCAUCAACACCAAAUGCUGGCAAGCACGCAGAGAAACUGGAUCACCUGGGCGCCACUAGUGGGAAUGUGAUGGCACAGCCACCCUGGAGGAGAGUUGGGUAGUUUCUUUUAAGAACCAACCGUCCACUUGUCAUAGGACCCAGCACUUGCACUCCUGGAGGGAAAGUGAAAAACAUGUCCACAGAAAAACUUGUACAUAAUUAUUCAUAGCAGCUUUAUUUGUAGAAACCAAAAACUGGAAUCCACUCAAUGUCCUCUGGUAGAGGAAUGGCGAACUGUGGUCUCUCAUUGCAGUGGAAUGCUACUCAGCUGCAAAAGGGGAAUGAGCAACUGACACGACGUGUGACGAGUGGGAUGGAUCUCAAAGGGGUUACGCUAAGUGAAGAAAGCCAAUCUCAAAAUGUCACCUACUGAAUGAUUCCACAUAUGUAAAUUUUUUGAAAUGACAAUAUAGAGAUGCCAAACAAAUGAGUGGCUAUCAGGGCUUAGGGAUGGUGGGGGUGGGGGUGUGGCUAUAAAGGGGUUGCACAAGGGACGUCUUUGUGGUGAUGGAAUAGUCUAUCUUGGUUACACUGUCUACAUGAAUCUACACGUGUGAUAAAAUGUGGAACUGCACAUACAUAUUGUACUAAUGUCAAUUUCCUGGUUCUGAUGUUGUAUCUUAUGUAAGAACCACUGGGGGAAACUGGGUAAUGAGUACACAGGGCCUUCCUACAUUUUCUUUGUAACUUCCUGUGAAUCUGUAAUUAUUUCACAAUAAAAAGUUAAAAAACAAA
Messenger RNA from Mustela erminea (ermine), 10700 nucleotides. RefSeq names its product ankyrin repeat and IBR domain containing 1 (gene ANKIB1). Gene Ontology annotation, biological process: protein polyubiquitination; ubiquitin-dependent protein catabolic process; positive regulation of proteasomal ubiquitin-dependent protein catabolic process. The record is from RefSeq and is a predicted model, not a curated record. Lineage: Eukaryota; Metazoa; Chordata; Mammalia; Carnivora; Mustelidae. The coding region runs from base 231 to 3506 and encodes 1091 amino acids. Gene Ontology annotation, molecular function: ubiquitin protein ligase activity; ubiquitin conjugating enzyme binding; zinc ion binding. The transcript has 20 exons. Gene Ontology annotation, cellular component: cytoplasm; ubiquitin ligase complex.